This is a messenger RNA of Bacidia gigantensis, 1485 nucleotides long. RefSeq lists its product as uncharacterized. Lineage: Eukaryota; Fungi; Ascomycota; Lecanoromycetes; Lecanorales; Ramalinaceae. The transcript has 2 exons. Gene Ontology annotation, cellular component: cytoplasm; mitochondrion. The record is from RefSeq and is a predicted model, not a curated record. Gene Ontology annotation, molecular function: tRNA binding; phenylalanine-tRNA ligase activity; ATP binding. Bases 1 to 1485 code for a protein of 494 amino acids. Gene Ontology annotation, biological process: phenylalanyl-tRNA aminoacylation.
AUGAAGAAGCAUCGGAACAGAGCUCAUGCCGUGCGUCAGCAUGAGAACACUGGCCACUGGCAGGGCAGUGAGAGCAUCAUGGAGACUUCGAUUGACCGCGAGGCAAGUCUGGCCUGCUCAAUCCGCCUUAUGCUCUUCUGGCAAGUACAGACAUCAAUCCACCGCGUUACAUUGAAUGGACAGGUAUAUCCAAUAGAUGACUGGACGAAUGUACCGCCAUCAAUCAUCGCAUUCCUACCGCGCAAGCUCCACCAGCAACCGUCGCAUCCUAUCUCAAUCACGCGCGAAGUAAUUGAGACUGGCUUCCCACAACCCACCUAUACCCACUACAAUAAUCUGGACCCUGUCGUUACAGUCUAUGAGAACUUCGACUCCCUCGGCUUUCCUCCUAAUCACCCAGGCAGGAACCGAAGUGACACCUAUUACGUGAAUCGAGAUACGGUCUUGAGGACGCACUCUAGUGCGCAUGAAGCCGAGCUUUUUAGAAAUAACAAAAGUGGUGGAUACACAAUCAGCGCUGAUGUCUAUAGACGUGAUGCAAUUGAUCGAAGCCACUACCCAGUCUUCCACCAAAUGGAAGGGGCGCGAAUAUGGGACCGACAAAAUGUUCCGAAGGGUGACGUCGCGAAAGCGGUUUGGGAUGAUUUUAAUCUUCUUAAAAGCCAUGAUUUAGAGAUCUCAGAUGGUAACCCUACCACGCAUCCAGAGCGAAAUCCCCUCCAGGCAGAACAUCAUAGCGUAGAAGAGGUUGAAGCUCUUGCUGCGCACUUGAAACGCUCUCUUGAGCUGAUGGUUGUUGAGCUCUUCACUCGUGCGCAGCAAGCUACACAAUGGGGCGGCAAAGAGAAAGACUUCGUUCAGCAAGCAGAACCUCUCAAAAUCCGCUGGGUGGAAGCCUACUUUCCCUUUACUUCCCCAAGUUGGGAGCUCGAGGUCUUUUGGCAGGGAGACUGGUUAGAGCUCCUUGGGUGCGGUAUUACUAAACAGGAACUCCAGAUCAACGCUGGUGUACCUAACCAGCUCGGAUGGGCUUUCGGCGUGGGUCUAGAGCGCGUCGCUAUGCUUCUUUUCUCCAUUCCAGACAUUCGGCUCUUUUGGUCGAAAGAUUCGAGGUUUCUGAGCCAAUUCUCCACUAUGAAAGAUAUUAAGACAUUUGUGCCUUUUUCUAAGUAUCCUGCUUGCUAUAAAGAUGUCUCUUUCUGGCUACGAGGCUCUAGCAGUGCAGCAGGUGGAGGGUUGAAGGGUAACAAGGAAGACUUCCAUGAGAAUGAUGUAAUGGAAAUCGUCAGAGAUAUUGGGGGAGACUUGGUGGAAGAUGUGAAGUUGAUUGACCAAUUCACUCACCCAAUCUCUAGUCGCAAGAGUUUGUGCUACAGGAUGAAUUAUCGCAGUUUGGAAAGGACGUUGAAGAAUGAGGAAGCUGAUAAGUUGCACAAACGAAUUAGUGACCAGCUGGUAGCGAAUCUGGGGGUAGAACUCAGGUAA